GUAUAUGUGUAUGACAUGUUUUUUUUUCUCUGCGAACAGGUAGAACGGAAAUUUCAAUAUAGACAACUUUUAUUUUUGGCAUACCAAAGUUUAGGCUUUUUGUUUGGUGACUUGAGCUUAUCCCCUCUAUAUGUCUAUCAAAGUAUAUUUUCCGGAAGACUGAAACAUGUCCUGAAUGAGGAUGCAAUAUUUGGCGCAUUUUCUCUCAUCUUUUGGACUCUUUCGAUUAUUUCUUUGUUGAAGUAUGCACUUAUUAUGUUAAGUGCAGAUGAUAAUGGCGAAGGUGGAGUUGUUGCUUUGUAUUCACAGCUUUGCAGAAGUGCAAAAUUAUGUUUGCUUCCUAAUCAUCAAGCAUCCGAUGAGGAGCUUUCUACGUAUCGGAAGCCUGGCUCCUCAAAUGGAAGUACACCAUCCUCGCCUUUGAAAAGAUUCAUUGAGAAACACAAGAAUACAAAGAUGGCUUUGCUUAUUUUUGUUUUACUAGGUGCUUGCAUGGCAAUUUGUGUUGGUGCACUCAUGCCUGCCAUUUCUGUUCUUUCAUCCGUUGAAGGCUUGAAAAUUGAAGCAAAGAUUACAAAUAAAAGUAUGGUGUCUUGUAUUUCUUGUGUUCUACUGAUUGGACUCUUUGUCAUGCAACAUCGGGGCUCCUACAAGGUUGCAUUCGUGUUUCCUCCUGUAAUCAUCCUAUGGCUAGUAACUAUUUUCAUGAUUGGCAUUUACAAUAUCAUCAAGUGGAACCCAAGAGUAUAUCAGGCUCUUUCUCCAUAUUAUGUAUACAAGUUCUUUAUGCUUACAGGAAAAGAUGGUUGGACUAACCUUGGAGGAGUAUUUCUAUGCGUUACAGGGACUGAAGCUAUGUUUGCAGACCUUGGUUACUACAGACAAACACCUGUAAGGGUUACAUUUUGUUGUAUCAUUUACCCAUGUCUAGUUCUUCAAUACAUGGGGCAGGCGGCCUUCCUUUCCAAGAAUCUAUCUGCAGUACCUAUAAGCUUUUAUGCUUCUAUUCCAGGUCAGUUAAUGUAAAUACUAAGAAUAGAAUAUCCCAAAUCGGCCUUCUCUUGGAAUUCUAGAAGAUUGUGGAUUGAAGUUAUUUGCCUUUAGACAACUGAAAAAUGAGUGACUUGGCCACUUACAUUGUUUCAAAUGUUUCUGAACGUUCCUAGCAGUAGUACAUUGAACUG
This is a messenger RNA of Vigna umbellata (rice bean), 1184 nucleotides long. Lineage: Eukaryota; Viridiplantae; Streptophyta; Magnoliopsida; Fabales; Fabaceae. The record is from RefSeq and is a predicted model, not a curated record.